AUGGCGGAAAUGGAGAAGAACAACAACGACGACGAUAAUUCGCUGGAAACUCUAAACGCCACUGCAUUUUCCGAAAACCUUAUAAUCGAUUUGAUUCUUCCAAGGCUUCCGGUUAAAACCCUAGUUCGUUUCAAAUCAGUUUCGAAAUUCUGGUAUUCUGCUAUUUCUUCACCUCAAUUUGCCAAAUUCCAUCUAAAAUUUUCCAUUCAUAAAUUCAUAAUACUUGCUGAUUAUCCCCCUAUACGAUUAUUAUUAUCAUAUGAUGAACACAACAAUUUAAAUGAUUCUGAAAAAUUGGGUUUUUCUCUUGAAUUAUGCUUCACGAAACAAAUUCAUCAAGAAUUACAUCAAAUACUACAGUUUCAACCAGAGAUUACUCCCUCCGGAGUGGUAGAAUUCGUCGGUACUUGCAAUGGUUUGGUGUGUUUGUAUUUCCGAUAUUUUGAUUUAGUAAAAGAUAAAACUCUUGCUUCCUUCGCUGUUUGUAAUCCCGCUUUACACGAACAUAGUGAAAUUCCGAAUCCUGACGGUUCGAGAGAGGAGCUAGUAGCUUUGGCGUAUUGGUUUGGUUAUGUAUCAUCUGUUGAUGACUAUAAGAUUGUAGCAAAGUUUGUAUUGUUUAAUGGUGAUGCGGAGCGUGAGACAUUUGAGUUUCAUGUGUUUUCGUUUAAGAGUUGGGGAUGGAGUAGAAUUUACGAUCUCGAAAGGGUUUGUACGACCUUUGACAGGUUAACCCGAGAGGUGAUGGUGGUGAAUGAUGUUUUGUAUUGGACUCCAUUGCUUACUUCGACUGAUCGGUUGAGGCCUAAACGUAAAAUUGUUGGGUUGAAUUUAGCUUAUGAUCAAGUGAAGGAAUUUUCAUGGAUGGAAUGGUUGUUUGAGUAUAUUAAUGUUGAUUUUUUUGUGAUAAAUGAGUGCUUAACAAUAAUUUGUUCAACAUUGAACCAUUAUGAUAUUUGGAGCUUGAAAGAUCCUAAUAAUUGGGGAUCUUGGGAGAAACUGUUUUGUACUAGUAGUAAUCAACUUGGUUCCAUGAGAAUUGUGAAUGUCACUUGUACUGGAAAGUUUUUGGGGCGGAGCUAUCUUCCUGAACGAUUUAAGAUAAUCGAUCUUAGUAAGAACAUUAAUGUAGAACCUCAAAGAGAAGUUUAUUUUCCUGGUAAUCUAGUGUUACUGGGCACAGGAGAUUAUGUUGAGAGUCUUAUCUCACCUAUUGGAUUAGGCAAGUCUACCAAAAAGGAAGAUCAUGAGGUCUGA
Amaranthus tricolor (Joseph's coat) is the source of this 1257-nucleotide messenger RNA. Its product is annotated as F-box protein At5g18160-like. Bases 1 to 1257 code for a protein of 418 amino acids. Gene Ontology annotation, molecular function: protein binding. The transcript has a single exon. NCBI's taxonomy places the organism in Eukaryota, Viridiplantae, Streptophyta, Magnoliopsida, Caryophyllales, Amaranthaceae. The record is from RefSeq and is a predicted model, not a curated record.